CGACACUUCCGUGUUUUCAUUAGGCAUUCGCUGAUGUAAUAACAAUACAUUCCAGCAAUAUCUGACUCAAAAAGUGCUACAAUAUGGCAGAGCAACCUCAGGCCGCUGUCCAGGGUCUCACCUGCGGGAUCUGUCUGGACAAGGUGAAGCAGUCGAAGCAGCUGCCCUGCUUCCACACCUUCUGCAGGGACUGUCUUGAGAAGCACAUCAAGCACUCGAACAACACUGUCACAGACCAGGGGAAAGAGGUCAUCCACUGCCCCCAGUGCCGACGAUCCGUUCCUGUUCCUCACAAUGGCGUCAACGGUUUCCCCAGCAGCUAUUUUGUGAUGGCGAACUGUGCAAUGUCGGAGAUUGAGUCAGGCGAUAUGACAUGUGGAGUGUGUGGGAGUGUGGACUCUGCUGUCGGGUUCUGUAUUGAGUGUCGGAAGAACCUGUGUAUGUCCUGCAAGGAGCUGCACAAGAGUGAUGAGAACACUCAGAACCACCACAUCCUGGUCAUGGGGGAUGGGAGGAAAACUGUUGAAACUAUGGAGAUGUGUGAAAAGCAUCCAAGUCAGGAACUCAAGUUCUACUGCACCGAGUGCAAGGUGCCCGUCUGCACAGAUUGCCGUCAGACAGUACACUAUGGUCAUGAGGCUAUCGACAUAGCUAAAGCUGCAGACUUAGACAGGGAGAGGCUGACUGACAUGGUGGAGGAGCUGAAGAUGCUGGUGAUAAAGUUCAAGGCUGCCAAAGAGAAGGCUGAUGAGGCACGUGACAGGAUGAAGGUGAAUGGGGAGGUGGUGGUCGGUGCGGUCGAAACGCGAAGGGAAGAGGUGAAGAGGAUGGUGGAGCAGAUGUGUGACGACGGAAUCAAGUUUGUCCAGGAGAAGAUGGACGCAGAGAAAAAGGCCAUUCAGGCAGAGUAUGAAGACAUCAAAGAAGACCAUGACCUCCUCCUGAGAUCCAUUCAGGAGUCAGAAGAAGUUCUUCGACUCAGCGCUGCAGUACAAAUUGUCCGUGUUGCUAAAGAUAUCAGUGAUGUCCUCGAGAGAUAUGCUAAACUUCAGGCUAAAGAGUUGGAUGAGAAACAGACCAUUUUUGCAACAGGAAUAUAUGGGACUCAGAUUCUUAGCAACUUUUGUGGUAUGUUUGGCUUUGAACCCUUGAAGCUUAGACCAGCCUUCCAUUUUGAAACUGACCACUUUGUAGAGUUCAGCCUUAUUCCUGUGUCUUCAACACAAGCAUGGGUGUCCUAUUACACCUCUGAAGGAAGUGCACUCGUAAAGUAUGACUUCAAUGGGGAGAAAAAGGAAGAUAUUGCCCUCAAGCCUGAUGGAAAUACUCGAGUUGUUAAGCUCGGCCGGGAGUUUCUGAUGACAUCAAAACAGGAGAGAAAGCUGUACAUCUACAAAGGUAAAGCGGAACCUCUGCAGGAGUUUGCAGAUGUUGGCCUGCCACCCAGAGGUAUGGUCCUUACACAGGAGAACCAAAUUGUCCUCUGUACAUCAGAAUCCAACGGAGACUCUGACAAUGCCCUUCUGGUGUUCUCAGAGCGGGGCGACCUGCUGCAGAAGGUCAUUGAGGAGGAUGGCAAGAAGAUCUUCAUGGCCCCCAGGUACAUCGCAGUCAACAUCAAUGGUGACAUCUGCGUGUCUGACAAAGGAGCCAGCUGUGUAGUCAUCCUGAAUAGGAACUUCCAGGUCAAGGCUCGCUACAUCCCACCAGAGAGUCUCAAGCUUCGUAGCUCAUUCUGCCCUCGAGGUAUCUGCUGUGACAAGUUCGGUCGCAUCAUCGUUGCUGACGGCUGUAACAACAAACUACAUCUUCUGUCUGCCCAAGGUGACUUCCUCCGCUUCCUCAUGGGGGAGUCUGACGGCAUUAAGUGGCCACGCCUAGUUUCCACUGGACCUGGAGACAAACUAUGGGUGGUCUGUCGAGGAAAUGUGCAAGUUUAUGACUACCUUGACAAUUAAACCAUAACCUGCGGACAGGUGAAGUCAGUACAAGGAACAUACCUUUACCACUACCGUUUAAUGUUAGUGUACAAUGCGUCAAUCAGCAGCAUGUCCUCUGUUCAUACUGGAAAGAAUUAAUAUGAAAUGUCAAGGUUCACGGUGGUAAUGUCCAUUUGAUAUUAUGUAUGGCAGGGGACUGGGAUCAUAUUGAAAAAGGAAAUCUGUCCCAGAAAUGCUGUGAAAAACUAAUUAGGCUUCAAACUGUUGAAAAAUAUAGUCUGCUACAAGAAAAAUACCCAAUGUUGUUUUGAAAAAAAGAAAUGUUGAGGCUCAAAAUUUUAAUUCAUAAACCCUCUGGUUUUGCAGCUAUAGCUGAAUAUUUAACUAGUUUCCAUAUGAAAUCCCAGGUCUAUUCUGGAAUAUGUAAUGGUUGGUUCUCAAAUACCAAAAUCAGAGGAUACAAAGAAGCACCUAUUCUGAACUCAGUCUCAACAUAAAAUGUGUGAGUGACUUAGGUGUGAGUGAGUACGUAAGUAAACAGAUGUGUGGGUGAGUGAGUGAAUGAGCGAGUUAGUUAAUGUCUGAGUGAGUGUGACACGAGUGAUAUUCUUAUCCAAAUGAACAGCUUCAAUUGGCAUAUUCUACAAACUAUUGUGUCAUGUUUGUGAAUCAAAUAUAUUCAAAUCAUAAAGUGUUAUAUAACCACAGUAUGCUUCAUUGAUGUUGCAUGUGUUGAAGGCUAAGGCUUUUUGUUACUGUCUGCUAACAGAGGAUCUGUUGAGAUGUUUGUAAGAUGUAUGCAUGACUCACUCUGAUUAAUCUAUUGAUAUGAACAGGUUGUCCAAAUCAUUUAGCCGAUACAGCCAUUAAACAUAUGUAAUUAAAACAUUUGUAUUAUUCCGAAUAUUGGUAUUGUCAAUCACACGAAGAAUGCAUUUAUGAUUUCAUGAUUUUUUACAUUGUAUGUCUAAUUUAUUAAUUUAUCGAUUAGGAUCUGGGUCCCGUUCCUCAAAGCGAUCGUAGCGCUAAGGUGAUCGUAACUCCCAUACUUUAACAUCGACUUACGACAGUCGUAGCGCUACGAUCGCUUUGAGGAACAGGGCCCUGGCAUGUAUUAUUGGAGAAACCAUGUAUAAAAGUUCUUUUUAAAAUGUAUUAAAUUAAUGGCAUAUGCUCAUUGCAAUGUUAAUUUUGAAAAAUGUGUGAUGCAUAUUGUGAUACAGACUGUUAGAUAUGCAUAGACUGAUGAUAGUACAGAAUAUGUUGUGGUAAAUUCAUAAAUGACAACAUUUAGCCAUGAUUCUUGUCAAGCAGAUGGAUACCAAUCUUUUUGCUGAUGUUUAAGCAUUAUUGAUGCUGUGAAUAUGUUUCCUGAGAAGACAAAGAUACAGUAAGGGGUGAGGCUGCCUAUGAGAUUAAGGGUCUUACUUUGAAGCUUGAGUUGUUGAGAACUGCCAUGAUAUUCUUACUACGCAAUCAAUGUUUGCCACACCCUGCUGCAAUACUCAUGUCCACGUGUGUCGUCCAUACUUCAUGGUCUUGUUGACACAUCAUCCAUCACCCGUGACAUUUCUUAUUCAUUGUGUAGUCAUGGUUUUACAGCCAGGCAAGGUUCCAGUGUGAAGAAUGCUAGCAAGUGUCCAGCCAAUGAGGUUUCAGUUACACCUCACAAACGGUUAAGUUCUUUUCAGUUUGUCCAACACUUAUGACCUAGCCUUGCAGUCAUCUGCUCCAUGUAUUGCCUCAAUGCUGUUUGAUUGUGUUGUUGUAAAUAUGAUGAAAAAAGAUGAUAUUAGAGACAGUUCAUAAUUUAUGGCUAGGGGGAGGGGUGAUGAUCAUUUUUAUACAGCAGCAUGUACAAUUUGAAAGCCCCCCCCCCCUAAAA
Messenger RNA from Haliotis rubra (blacklip abalone), 3825 nucleotides. RefSeq names its product E3 ubiquitin-protein ligase TRIM71-like. The transcript is spliced from 2 exons. Gene Ontology annotation, cellular component: nucleoplasm; chromatin. Gene Ontology annotation, molecular function: zinc ion binding; protein binding; ubiquitin-protein transferase activity. The coding region runs from base 84 to 1958 and encodes 624 amino acids. NCBI's taxonomy places the organism in Eukaryota, Metazoa, Mollusca, Gastropoda, Lepetellida, Haliotidae. The record is from RefSeq and is a predicted model, not a curated record. Gene Ontology annotation, biological process: positive regulation of DNA-templated transcription.